ACUUUUGCAGUUCUUGGGUGAAUGGCGAUAUUAUAAAGAAGCAGAACGUCAACACGUGCCGCUUGCUACGAGUUGUGCUUAAAGGCUUUUUUUUAAAUUAAAUUACAAUAAUGGGUAAAAUUAAAAGAAAAUCUCAGCCGCCACCAGUUGAAGAGGAUUCAGACAGUGACUCCAGCUUUGCAGAAGAGGAGAUUGCCGAAAAAGAUGAGGGCACCCAAGAGGCAAUCACAGAUAGCAGUGAUGAGGACAGCGACGUUGAAAUGGACAGCAAACAGUCGAAGAAGAAAGAACAGGAAGAAGAUGCAGACGCUGCAGGUGAUGAUGAUGAUGAUGACAACGGUGAUGAUGAUGACGAUGAGGACGACGACGACGAUGAUGAUGAUGAUGAUGAGGAUAAAACAAAUGGUGAUGUAAAAAAAGCCCGCUUACCUGUACUAAAUCCGCUCAGCUUGAUGAGAAAUAAGGAACAGCGCAUGGCACUUUUCCGAAAAAUGAAGAAGGAAAAGCACAAGAAAAAGAUGCAGGAGCGUAGGGCACGUCGUAAGGCCGGUUUGCCCGCCAAUCCUGGUCACACAAUAGAAAGCUUGCGAGAAAAAGAUCAGACCGAAGUUAGCAAUCUUAAUGAUUCUGAUAACGAGGAGUUGCGCAAAGAGCUUGAGAUCGAUGAUUUUAGCUCAUAUUUUGAGCGCAUCUACGAGCCAAAAGUGCUUAUAACAUUUGCCGACAAUCCCGUGACAAAAACUCGCAAAUUUGGCCUGGAAUUGUCGCGUAUUUUCCCCAACGCUCUGGUGAAGAUCCGUAACAAAGCGUCGGUGAAGAAAAUCUGCAAGAGCGCCGAACGUGAACAGUUCACGGAUGUAGUCAUUAUCAACGAGGAUAGACGCAAGCCCAACGGUUUACUUGUCAUACACUUGCCAAAUGGACCGACUGCGCAUUUUAAGCUCUCCAAUGUGAAAUUGACUACGGACAUUAAGCGGAAUCACAAGGAGAUAACCAAGCAUCGCCCCGAGGUUAUACUGACUAAUUUUACAACUCGUCUGGGUCUCACUGUGGGUCGCAUGAUGGGCGCUCUGUUCCAUCAUGAUCCCGAGUUCCGUGGCCGCCGCGCUGUCACCUUUCACAAUCAGCGAGAUUACAUAUUCUUUCGUCAUCAUCGCUACGAGUUCUCCAAGGAAGGCAAACGCGUAAAGCUGCGCGAGCUGGGACCACGAUUCACACUCAAGUUGCGGUCACUGCAGGAGGGAACAUUCGACAGCAAGACAGGAGACUACACUUGGAUCAUUAGCAACAAGCGACAUGCCAUGGAGUCCAGGCGUCGCUUCUUCCUCUAGUUUAUAACAUUAAUUUUCAUCAUUUGAAAUG
Molecule: messenger RNA, 1362 nt
Organism: Drosophila innubila
Lineage: Eukaryota; Metazoa; Arthropoda; Insecta; Diptera; Drosophilidae
Product: probable ribosome production factor 1
Exons: 1
Coding region: 111-1331 (406 amino acids)
Biological process (GO): maturation of LSU-rRNA; maturation of 5.8S rRNA
Cellular component (GO): preribosome, large subunit precursor; nucleolus
Molecular function (GO): rRNA primary transcript binding
Source: RefSeq, a predicted model, not a curated record